AUGGGCUUGCUCGUGACAUUGCCAUCCGGGACCGGAGACAGUAUCCAUGUAUCCGAGAUUGAGGAGUCACCCGUGAUUGUCAAGACUAAGGUCAAAGCCAGAGUGAUCGGAGGGCGCACAGUUCGUGGUCACAAAAAAGUAAACGAUAUUGAAAGGCAGUCAGUUGACAAGCUGAAAAAUUACAAACCUGGAGACGAUGUCGUAUGCUUCCCUUUAAAGUACGUCAAAGAACUGAAAUGCUUAGAAGUACGUGUGAAGCACAACAUCAUGGGGACUGUUGAGAUGUUGGCCAUGAUUGCCAAACCUGUGCUGGAGCAAGGAUCGGUCACCAUGGCGAUGGUUUGGAAAGUCGAGCCCAAGGGACUGCUGCUUAAACUCCCAUUUGGGAAUUUGGGUUUUGCGUCGGUAAUGGAUCUUUUGGAUUCAUACACAGACAAUCCACUGGAGCCCUACAAAGAGAACCAAGUGCUGUGUUAUCGGGAAGAAGAUGGAAAAUGCAAUGUGUCCUUGUGUCCCUCCAGAGAGGGAAAAGAGAAGCUGAACGUGUGGGUGGCCAUGCUCAAUCUGGAGAACAUGUAUGGCACAGAAGAGAGUUUGCAGAAGGAGGCAGAGAAUCUUUAUAGAAGCAUGGUGAAACGCUUCAGGCAGGAGAAAGCUGUUUACGCCGCCUUCCUGCUUCGACAGGGCCAAAGCAACACUGCCAAUGCCCUUCUACAGAGGGCGCUGCAGAGUCUGUCCAAUAAAGAACAUGUAGACUUGAUUGGCAAAUUUGCCCAUUUGGAGUUUCAGUACGGGAAUACUGAGAAAGCCAAAUCCAUGUUUAACAUGGUCCUGAGCACUUACCCCAAACACACAGACUUCUGGUCAGUGUUUAUAGAUCUGAUGGUGAAGCACGGCUCUCAGAAGGAUGUGAGAGAGCUGUUUGAUCGUGUGAUCCACCUGAGCGUGUCUGUGAAUAUGAUCAAGUUUUUCUUUAAGCGUUACCUUGAGUACGAGAAGAAGAGCGGCACACCUGAAAGCAUCCAGGCAGUCAAACAGAAAGCUCUGGUAUACGUGGAGUCCAAAGGAGCAGAAGACGCCAGCUAGAACCAGAAUCUAACAUUUUACAUUAUCAUUAAAUUCAGAAUGUGGGAUGCAUUAUGAUGAACGAACCUAAAAUAAAUUUUCACCAUUCUGUUUCUUUGCCUCAUUUUGUACCUUUGGCUAAAUAUAUAUGUCCGGAGAUGCACAGCGUUGUCGCUUGGUGUGUUUCAGAACUCUUGGACAGAUUUCCUGAAGUAGUUAUCUUGCGAUAAAAUGACUGUGAAUGAAUGGAUAGUAAAUAGUCUCUACCAAUCAGUGUUUAUAUACAUAAUGCAAGGCUAUUGGAUAGAGAAAAUAUGAUCCUACAUUUUUCAUUUGUGUCUUAUUGUAGAGAGGCUUAAAAGAUUAUUUUAAACUAUUGAAGACUUUCCAUCAGAUAUCAGGUCAAAAAGAAGUCUUUAAGUACUCAUCGUUUUCCUUUUCCGAUAAAUGAUUCUAUUCAGACUAAAAAAAAAAAAUGAAAAAAAAAGAUUGCUGCAAUGAGAGACAUUCACAAUUUGUAAUAAAUAUUCUGCCGUUUAAAGUUGUCCACAUAAAAUAUAUAUAUAUAUAUUCUGUCAGCAUAAUUUGAGUGAAAAUUUUAAUUGUAAAAUUAACAUGAAUAAAAAGAAUGUCUUAUUUUGCUUUAAUGACAGCAUUACAAUUAUUUUUGUUGUUGUAUAUUUUUCUUAAUUUUAAAGCUUUAUUUACAGGUUUAACCUUAAGAGUCCCAAGCCUAAAAUAUUAUGAUGCAUUUUCUGAUUAUUAAAAAAAAAUAAAAAAGCAUAUUUUGUUUUGGGGUAAAUUUUGUGACUUGGGAAAAUCUUUAUUUUUUUUAAGCACAUUUUGCUUCGAAGUGAUGUGAAUUAAUAAAGUUGCAACAUUCAAAAUAAAAAAAUGUCCUACCUAAACUGCUGUGAAAGUUCAGUGUCAGCUGCUAUUA
Molecule: messenger RNA, 2005 nt
Organism: Myxocyprinus asiaticus (Chinese sucker)
Lineage: Eukaryota; Metazoa; Chordata; Actinopteri; Cypriniformes; Catostomidae
Product: protein RRP5 homolog
Biological process (GO): rRNA processing
Cellular component (GO): nucleus; nucleolus; small-subunit processome
Molecular function (GO): protein binding; RNA binding
Source: RefSeq, a predicted model, not a curated record